AAUUCAGUUUAUCCAGUGUCCUGUUGCAGCUCCAUCAUGGUGCAGAGAGUCGCAGUAAUCGGGGCGGGCCCCUCUGGUCUCACCAGUGUAAAGGCUUGUCUGGAUGAGGGCAUGGAGCCGACCUGCUUCGAAAGCAGUGAUGACAUGGGGGGACUCUGGAAGUUCAAGGAAGUCUCAGAGCCAAACAGGGCCAGCAUCUACCGCUCCCUAACCAUUAAUAUCUCCAAGGAGAUGAUGUGCUACAGCGACUUCCCCAUCCCUGCCGACUACCCCAACUACAUGCACCACUCUAAAAUCCUAAAAUACUUCAGGUUGUACGCAGAGCAUUUUAAACUACUGCCAUACAUUCGCUUCCAGACCUCAGUGAAGAGAGUCACGCAGAGACCAGACUUUUCUCGCACUGGUCAGUGGGAGGUGGUGACAGAGAACAAAGAUGGAUUAGAAGAGAAGCACGUGUUUGAUGCAGUCAUCUGCUGCUCGGGUCAUUUCAACUACCCUAACCUGCCGCUCAAAGACUUCCCAGGAAUUGAGACGUUUGAAGGAAAAUACUCUCACAGUUGGGACUACAAGGGACCUGAGGACAUGCACGGGAAAAGAGUGGUGGUCAUCGGCAUUGGUAACUCAGGAGGAGACAUCGCUGUGGAGGGCAGCAGAGUUGCCGAGCAGGUUUACCUGAGCACUCGCAGUGGUGCCUGGGUCAUCCGUCAGGUUUCUGACAACGGCUUACCGGUUGACAGGUUCAACACACGCUUUGUUCAUGUUAUGUUUAGGCUGCUGCCCAUGAGUGUUCUUAACUGGCUGGGUGAGAAAAAGCUCAACGCCAUGUAUGAUCACGCAAUGUACGGCCUCAAACCCAAACACAGGCUCUUCAGCCAGAUUCCAGUGAUCAACGAUGACCUUCCCUUUAAGAUUUUGUCCGGGUCAGUCCUCAUCAAACCAAACGUGAAAGAGAUCCGAGGAUCCACCGUGGUCUUCAAUGAUGGCAGCGCUGCAGAAAAUGUGGAUUUGAUUGUGUUCGCCACGGGGUACAACUAUGAUUUCCCCUACUUGCCCAACAACGUCAUGUACAAGUCAGGGCACCGUGUGGGUCUCUACAAACAUGUUUUCCCCCCAGUCCUUGAGCAUCCUACUCUGGCUAUCGUGGGCUUUAUCCAUUCUGAUGGAGCCAUCAUGCCACAGGCUGAGAUGCAGGCCCGCUUUGUCACUCGUGUCUUCAAAGGACAUAAGAAGCUUCCUUCAAGCCAAGCCAUGAUCAAGGCUGUUGAGAAGGACACAAAUAAUAUUGAGAGAAACUACGUUGUAUCAAGGCUGACACCCCUGCAGGUGGACUUUGUUGAGUACAUGGACGACUUGGCAAAGGAUAUCAAUGUGCGCCCAAGUCUCCUCUGGCUGUUCCUCACUGACUUCCCACUGUUUAGGCGGGUUUUCUGGGGACCCGUUACUGCUUAUCAGUACCGACUGAUGGGACCAGGAAAAUGGGACGGGGCCCGCAGGGCAAUCUUCACCCAGUUCGACCGCAUGUACCAACCCCUAAGAGCCCGACAGCUGGGGCCACAUGAGAGCUCGACGGCAGGCCGUCUGAUCAAGUGGAGCUUGAUGAUCAUGGCUGGAGGAAGUGCCAUCUACUACAUCCAGGUUCACAAUCCAACCAUCCUCCCCACCCUGAUGUCCAAACUUCAUCCACAAACAGUCUAAAAACCCCCAAGUUUGGAACCUCUGACAUUAACUGAAAAGUUAACAGAGGGGACCAGACAUCUGCUAGCAGUGUAGCAAUAUCAACUGUGAUUUCAUAAUGCAGCUCUUUAUACUUUAACAUUUAACACUGGUAACACUCAGACCAACCUGCACUGAAGUAAUGUUUUAUAUUGCAAAAGUACUGUAAGCAGUUUUAACUUUUCACAAGCAGGCCUGAACCAUGCCAUCAAUGUACUGCAGGUCAUUGUUUAUUGAAUACCAUAAUAGGAAGGUUGAGCCAAGAUUGAUUAUACAUUUUCAACCAGGUUGAGGUUGAGUCUAUUCCUGGCAAAAAUGUUAGCUUGCCUUUUUCAUUUCAAACCCAGUUCUGGUGUGAUAUAUGGAUACUUUAAUGUUUGGAUCACUGAAUUGAGUUCAAAUAUCUAGCUGUUAAUUUGAGGUAAAGAAACAGAGGUUGUUCCUUUUUAUUAUUCCAUCUAUUUUGUCCAAUACACCUGUACCACAGUCAAACAGACCUUCACUAUAAUGCUAGCACCACAGUGCUUGCUUAGGUUUAAGAGCCUCACCUUGACUUCUCCAAAGAUUCCUCUUGUGAUCGUGGUAUAAACAUUACAUCCACAUGUCAACAACUCUGCACAGUUUGUGGUAUCGUUCUACCCCUGCACCAAUAACCAAAUAAUUACGUUACCAUAAAUCUGCUGCCAUUACAAUACUGUUGAACCCUGUGAACCGACCAGUGGGUUUCAGCCAGGCUUAAUAACUUUAACAUUUGCUUUGUUUUGUCACAAAUAAAUCAAGCAUAGUAACAGUUGUAAUAUUGCUUACGCUGGAAAAACAUUAUUUUAUGUCUUACCUUUACAAAUGUACCAAAAGUUUGCAUUUAGACCUGAUAACUGUGGAGCUAUUCUUGAUUUAUUUUGUUGUAUAUUUUCAGGUGAAAUUACUUCUGAGGGCUUAAGUUAGUAUUACAUUUAAUUAUGUUUCACACAGAAUACAUACUUCUGAUGUUUUUGGUGAAUAGGAACCAUUUGUCAUAUGAAUAAAAGUUUUAAAGGCACAUAAAGCAAUGGGUGCUCCUCAUACAA
Messenger RNA from Girardinichthys multiradiatus, 2780 nucleotides. RefSeq names its product flavin-containing monooxygenase 5-like. The transcript has 10 exons. Gene Ontology annotation, molecular function: NADP binding; N,N-dimethylaniline monooxygenase activity; flavin adenine dinucleotide binding. The record is from RefSeq and is a predicted model, not a curated record. Lineage: Eukaryota; Metazoa; Chordata; Actinopteri; Cyprinodontiformes; Goodeidae. Bases 37 to 1695 code for a protein of 552 amino acids.